AUGGAUGCAACAGAGUUAUUUUUAAAGCAGGGAAAGCUAUGCAACCUUGGUCAGCAACAAGUACCUAAGGGCCAGAACAAAUCAAUUAAGAAUAUGCCUGAUUCUGAACAACCUCAACAACAGGAGAUUGGAAAUUCAGAUUUGUUGUGGGAACCGCCAACAAUGGAAGAAGAGAAUGAAAAAUUAUCUGGACAUCUUAGAAAGAGAAUUUGUUUAAGCAUUGAAGCAAAUCAUGAGAAAGAAAAGCAACUGCAAGUUCAAAAUGCUGAAGGCCAUCCUUAUCUUCGUAGUCAAGAGAAGCUGUCUGUAUCUCUGCUAGUCCCAAGUUAUCCAGAUGUCUUUGUGCACUCACCAAACUAUGAGCUGGAGACCCAGCAACCAAAAGUUCAAAAGACAGAAAGACCUCUCGAAAUCAAAUCACUGUCAGUUGAGGGAGGAAUUAUUGCUCAUGUAUCCAGGACAAACCUUAUAGAAUCUUCUGUCGAUUUGCUUCAGGAAGAACAGGAGAUUGUUCCUGAGCUAACAUAUCAAGAAAACCUUAAAGAGCAAGAACAAGAAAUGCAGUCAUUUAGUCACGAGAAGCAUCAACAAGCUAUUCUUUCUGAUGUGGUGAAGACGCCUGAUUUCCUAUUAGCAACUGGUGCGGAGCAGGGGUUGGAAAAUGUGAUUAAAGAAAAUGCUGUUGAGCUUGAACUGACACCAAAUGACCAAUCUUGUCGAACACAACCUGAGCAAAAGCAGCAGCAGAGGCAACUAGGUGGUCUUCCGGGGAUGCAAUUUAUAAUUCAUUUUAAUGCACUGUUGCAGGAUGAGGACCAUCAAGCAGAAAAUGUGAUUAAGGAGAAGGCUGUACAGUCAAGUCACCUGAGUCUUGAAUUGACAGUAAGUGAGCAGUCCUGUCAAGGACAAUUGGAGAAACAGGAGCAACAACCGCAGAGGCAAUUACGUCCUCGAGGUAAAAAGUCAGCUGAGUCUGAUUGUGGAGUGGCAACAGCACCUGAAUGCCAGGAGCAGCAGCCCAGAGAUCCAAUCCAGGAAAGAAUGAAGCUUGAUCAUAAACCAGCAGAGCAGAGGCAAUUGCGCCCACAUUGCCAGAGGUGCUCCAAGUCUGAAUUGUCUCUCACUACAUCUAUGGUCGAAUUAUCACCAAGAAAAAAUCAGGAUACUGAAAGGCAAACAGAGGAAAAGACUGGAGAGCUGAAGACAUCACUGGAGGAAACAGGCCAAGGACAGCUGCAGCAGAGGCAGCUUCGAACGAGAAGCAAAAACCUGUCUGAAUCUAAGCAUUCAUUGCUUUCAAACACUGGAAUGUCACAAGGGAUCAGCCAGGAGCCGAAAAUUCAUCUCAACUGA
This is a messenger RNA of Rosa chinensis, 1353 nucleotides long. RefSeq names its product putative mediator of RNA polymerase II transcription subunit 12. NCBI's taxonomy places the organism in Eukaryota, Viridiplantae, Streptophyta, Magnoliopsida, Rosales, Rosaceae. The record is from RefSeq and is a predicted model, not a curated record. The transcript has 4 exons. Bases 1 to 1353 code for a protein of 450 amino acids.